Lymnaea stagnalis (great pond snail) is the source of this 7414-nucleotide messenger RNA. The record is from the annotation of a GenBank genome assembly. Lineage: Eukaryota; Metazoa; Mollusca; Gastropoda; Lymnaeidae.
CGUGAUCCCUUUGACCAUCUUGUUUUGGCGGGAAUGAAUAGACCAUUGAUAGGACGUCGACCUUAUGGAUGGUUGGGCGUGGGUAUCGUCUGGUUAGACAUUUUUUUCAUGUUCAAUUUUAUUUAAACUAUUGAGAGAUACCACAAUAACGAGAGUUAUUUAUAACACGUUAUGGAAAUCUUCAAAGAGGUAAGGGAAACUAAAUGAAUAAUAGGCUAUAGUUAUAGGCAGGAAUAAUGUCUUGACUCAUACUUGACUUAAGACGAUAAUAACAAUAAUAAGUAUAAGACUUAAGUUAUGAUUAUGAGACUUUAGUUUAUUUAGACAAUUAAUUAAGGCUUGCAACUGCCAACAGCCCAUCCAAUAUAUAAUUGUAUUUGUAUCAUGUUGAAUUAUUUAUGCCCCAUUUUAGCCUACUGGCUUUGGUUUUUACGGGAUUAUCAUCUAUAUAAUAGUUAGCAUCUAUUUAUUUACUAGCCACUUCUACAAGGCCUAUGCCUAUGCUUAUACUUAACUAUACUAUUAUAGAAUAUACUGUACUGUACUAUUUAUGAAUACUACUAUAGAAUAUAUUCUAUUAUAUUCUAUAGUAUAGUUAGCCUUUGAAUAAUAGCCAGGCCCAGUAUUCAGCAUAUAGAAUAUAGUAUAAUAUAUAGAAAUAGUAUAGUACUGUAUGUAUAUUAUAUUUAACAGAUUCACUCCAUUAAUAUGCAUUUCCCAUUUAAAUAAACUAUGUUCCCUAUUUUGUACAAUAUUUACACCUGCCCCCAAAGUUGUCAGUCACACUUUUUGGAAUUAAUUUUUCAACUUUAUUUAUCAACUAAUCAAAAUUUUAACUAAAACACUUAACUAUUAAUUAGCUUUGUUUAAUUUAUAGAAUUUUAACUUCAAAUAAAUUAUUAAUAAAAAUUAUAAGUAUAAAUGACUUUAGUUGACUAGUUGAGUAUUUGUCACAGUUGUUACUAAUUGAAGGUAGGCCUUACUCAAUCUAGAUUGAAUUUGAAAACAAAAACUACAAAAAUUGAACUAAUAAUAAUAAAGUUUAUUUUAAAAUCACGCUUCAUCCCCAAAGGCAGGCUCGAAGCAUGGUACAAAGUCAACCAUAUUAUUAAAAGAGAAAUGAAAAACAAUCUAUAUUUUACCAAAUUGAAGUACAAAACGCACCAAUACAAAAAUUACAUACGAACAUUACCCAUUCAAAGUCUUGAAUCCCUUGCAACCAUAAACAACAAAAGCCAAUAUACAUCUAGGAGACAAUACUCAAUAGCUAGCUGGAAAAGAUGGUAGACAACAUCACCCUAGCAGGUGCUUGCGAAAUAGAUGUGUUUUCAAAUCGAUUUUGAAGGUCUCCAGUGUCUGGCUGUUUCUGAGAGCGACAGUAAGGGCAUUCCAAAUUGUUGGGCCAGCAAAUGCAAAGUGCGCCUUCCGUAAGUCUCAAGCUGAACACGCUGUAUUGAGAGUUUGCCACUAUCGGAUGAGUGGAGUUGUCUAGAGAGUACAUGAGGCGCCAUGAGCGCUUUGAGAUAGGGCGGCGCCAAGUCAUGCAAGCAUCGGUGGCAUAGAGUUGCAAUUUUGUACUCUAUGCGAGUGCGGACCGGCAGCAAAUGCAGUUCUCUCAGAAGUGUUUUAGCAUGGUCCAGUUUGGGAAGAACAAUGAGAGCCACAUUAGUCUGUGCUUUUUUAAUUUUAUCCAGGAGCGUAGGUAGAAGACUCACCAUGAAAGCAUUGCAGUACCGUAGUCCAUACAUGAUAGCACCAAUGCAGACAUCAGCCUCUUUGAUGCAUCAAACGUUAAGAAAGGUCUGAUAUGACUAACGAAGUGGCUAUUCGUACCCGGGUAUCAGAAGUGAGAGGUUGGGAUUAAAAAAAAACUAUUUAAAAAUUUAUUGCUGAGUUUGUAAGAUAAAAUGGGGUAACAAAUCAAAGAUAAUUGAAUGAACUAAAUGUUUGUAAACUUAAUUCUUCAGUUUAACUAAAAUAAACUACCACAAAUGACAUCCAAAUAGCACUGAGUCAAAAUGGACCCAGUCACGCAGCGCCGCCAAUCGCACCCGGGUACCAAACAAAACAAGCCAACUAAAACUAGAACUGUAGUCAUCAAAGAGUGGCAUUUGACAAGUUCUUGUCUAUUGAAUGUUGAUGACUUCCGGCUGACAUGUAUUUAUUUUUUUUGGUGGGGCUGAUUUUUUUUUAAAAAUCAUUUAUUAAUGAAUUAGUUUUUAAACUCUCUGUGUAUUAAGUUAGCACAUACAAAUUGUCAGAUGUAGAAUGCUAUCCACUAAAAAGACCUAAAUUAACUAAUUAUGAUGAUCCUUUAGGCAUAUCUCAUCACAUUGCUUUUGGAAAGUCUUAGGGAACAAACACUUUGAGCAAAAACAAAUUGGAAAUAAUAAAAGUUUGUAAGGAAAUUAGUCAUACAGAAACUUAAAGCAUACUUGAGUCCCAUUGUUUUCUACCAUCUUGGUGAAAAAUAUGGCCCCAUGAAAGUGUUGUGGUACAUAUAUCCAUUUUGUUUCCUAUAAUUUUGGACAUAAAAUGGAGAGCACUUGAAAUAGUUUGGUUCAAAGACAGGUUUAAUGAUUGUAAAAGAUAAUUUGUAUUUAUUACAUUUUAAAUAUUUUUCCAGCCUCUAGGAGAUGACAUCAGCCGUUAUGAAGAGCUGCGCCAAAGGAAUCUUGAAGACAAUAAAGUGGUGGUAAUUAUUGUAUUAAAAAAAAAAAAUUAAAAGUACAUGGUAGCAUUAUUUGAUUAUCAUCAGGCUGAAAUGUUGGGUUUGGCAGUGACCUUUCAAUACCGGUACCUUGUUUUGAACAGAUUAAAUCAAAUAAAAAGCUAACGUCAUGGUUUAUUUUCACAAAAUGGCAUUUGAAUUACAAACAUAAGCAAAAGCUUUAGGAUAAUUAUAUUAAGUACUGACAUAAUUUCAUUUAUUUGUUUUACAGCUGGCCAAGUUGAUGUCAGGUGUUUCUGAACAUCUUUCUGUUAAACCCAUUAUUCCUCAAAAGGUAAGACUUAACAUGUUUUGUUUUUAGGCUAUCACUUAAUGAUUUAAUGAUUUUUUUCCCUAUAUUUUCCUUGUUAUUAAAAAGAAAUUCAUAUAUUCAAUCAAAAUAUUGAUCAUGAAAAAGCUUAAAGCACAUUGGUAUGUUCAAGUGACCAUUUGUCAGAGUAGAAUCUUAAAACAUCACAAGGGUCAUUGACUGCAAAAUAGUAUCAAAAGUUGGAAUAUGUACGUACUUAUCUUUACUGUUGUAAACCUUUUGCUGAUCUUGCCUCUAUGCAUGUAGCCAACCGCCUAUAAAUUUACUGACAGGUAAAGAUUUGACCUACAAUGACUUGUCCUUAAGAACUUACUUGCUGUAAAUUAUGAGGUAUUGUGCAGCAUUUUUAAACUAAACGGAGAAUCUCAGCAUUUGGGGAUUUCUUCUCGGUUGCUUUAAACUUAAUUGAUCAUGAGAAGGAGAAAUCAAAACUGGUGAGAAUGCCAUUCAUAAAACUAACGUUUUAAAUUAGGUCUCAUCUUCUUAUGCCAUUUUGUCCUUUUCAAAAUCAAAACCAGGACAUUUAAAUAUUUUCAAAUUUAAAACCAGGUCAAUUAAAAUCCUCUUGGGUGUCCAAAAAUAAACUAUUCUUUUUCAUUACAGUGAGAGCUCUUCUGUCAGCAAGCCAUUCUUUUUUUAUUUAUUGUAAUACAAAAUUUUUAUUAAUUAUAUUUCUUUUAGCUAUGUCAUUUAUUUAUGUCAUGAUAAAUUUACUCUUAACUUUUGAUAAAUUAAAAAUUUUGUUGACUUAAACUACUGGUUUUAGCUCAAGACAAACCAGGACAAAGGUCCAAAAUCCAGUAUUGAUCUGGUGAAAACUGUAAAAAUGGUCACAUUACAUCAGAGGUUUUCAAAUAUUUUUGAGUCAAGGUGCUUGCUCCAUCCAUAUUUUUAAGACGCCCUGUGUCAAAAUCUACCAAGUGCACUGAAAAAUAGCUAAUAUUGUAGCGUAAAAUUUUACGCUCAAUUUUAGUAAAAGCCAAUUCAUUGUGAGGAAGCCGCAGUGUACAUUUUGGAACAUUUGAUUAACGUGAUUGUCAUUGCACCUUUAUAAAGAUCUAUACAAUAUUACCUGGCAUAAUAUUUUGGUCCCUUUGUUUGGCUUAAGACCAACUUGGAGUUUUAUCUUAAUAGGACAUACACAAGCAGAAUUGCUUCUGAUUUGGCUAACUCUUUAUGCCUUGUUCAUCCAGUGAGGGCUAAAUAAUAUUUUCGCAGAAAAGAAGGUCCUCCAAACUUACUGUCGAAGAUGGGGUUAUACGUCGCAAUCCUUCUAGGACAGCACGAUUUGCUUCAUCACGUUUUGACAUACCUCGUAGAAGAUCACGAAGUGGUUCUGUAUCCUCAUCAUCAUCUACUUCUACUCCAUUGUCAACACCAGAGGUAUGUCUUUGAACUCUGUGAUAGCAGAUCUUUAAAUGCUUGAACUAGUGAAUUUUAGUAUUAUUAUUUUAAAAUACUAUGUUGCUACCAGUAUCCUUUUUUUUUUUUUUUUUUUUUUUUUUUUUUUUUUUUUCUUUUUUUUUUUUUUUUUUUUUUUUUUUUUUUUUUUUUUUUUUCAAACUUCCUAACUUAAUUAAGAAAAUGUAUUUUUCCAUUUCGCUUUUCAAAAAUAAAAACUAGAAACUUGUUGUGAAAUUUGGGUUCUUCCGCAAAAUGUCAGAAACAUCAUCCUUAGGACCAAAUGCAGAAGAUGAAGAAGAUGUAAGUACUUUUACACCAACAUAUUUUACACCUAUUUUUAAAUAUGUUAAAUUCAAGUUGCUUGAAUACAUUAAAUUUACAGACUAAUUUACUGUAUGAAAGGGAGGAUCGAUACCCAUUUUGAAAUAAUUUUGUUUAUAAUUUUAAUUAAAAUUAUGGAUUAGAAUGAAUCAACUAUUUGAGCAUGCCCACUGUAGAUUAAUACAAUAAUAAUCAGUUUGUCCUCUGUUAGGAUGAUGGUAUGUAUGAACCAGGUGAAGACUUCCCUCUACCGCAGCAGACUCGGAAAUCACGAACAAGGCAUGAAGUCAUUCGACCAGAAGAUAUCACCCAAGCUGACCUUGACAUGGUGUCGGUUGUUGUGUCUGACAAACGUUAUGAUAGUAUUUUGGUAUGUAGCAAUGCAGAUUUUUUUCUCAUACUUAGACUAGUGAACAAUAAGUUAUCAUAUGCUGUAAAAAUAACAAUAAAAAGUCGUAAAUAAUUUUUAAAUCAAUAUUUAUCUGCUCAAUUUACAGGGAACCUCAUGUCACCAGUGUCGCCAGAAAACAAAUGAUAUGAAAACUAUAUGUAGGUCACCUGACUGUGUUGGUAUCAGAGGCCAGGUAAUUUGUGAAUAGUUACAAAUGGUUCACUGAUGUGAGUUACAAAUCAUUGAAUGAAAGUUUAUUGUAAAACUUAAACAUAUCCCGAACUAAAACUUUCAUUAAGUCAUAUUUACACAAACUAUUUAGGCAACUUAUAAAUAAUUUUGUUUGGAUUUAAAAAUGUACAAGCUUUUUGUAUAUCCACUUCAGUUAAAAUUGUUCUUAAAUUUCAGUUUUGUGGUCCAUGUCUCAGAAACAGAUAUGGUGAGGAUGCAAAGGUUGCAUUAAAGGAUUCAGUAAGUUUCUUGCCUCAAAAUAUUUUUCAUGUUUUCUGGGAACAUUAUUUUACCGGUAUUUAAAAUUAAGAUGAAAGCUACUUUGAUUCUUGGGAUGGUAAAAGUCAUAUAGUGGAACCAUUUCUGUCAAUUUACUAACCCAUGGCUCUACUGUAGAAACCUUUUUUUUUCUUAAAUGACGUUCUGUGUGUUGAAUGUUACAUUCAUCUUCCUUAUCACUGGUACAGUUGUCCAGACCUGUUUACUCUUACGAUUUUGGCGUACAUAUAUAUAUUAUAUAUGCUGUAUAUUUAUUUUUUACUAUUAAGAUAGUGCAUUGAACGAUUUUGUGAUAUUGUACGAUUUUUAGAGUUUGAGUGUAAACAGGUCUGGUUGUCUAACUUCACUACAACAUAGCCACACUUGAUCCAGACUUAAAGUGGAACAAUGUUCAAUGACAAAAGUACAACAGUUCUUUGUUUACAGCAACUGACAGUUCACAAAACUUCCUCUAUAAAACUGCUCUUAACAGACUCCUUAAUCCAAGACGACUCUGAUCCCACUGACUAACGAGGGGUUGCACCUUCUCUCACUACGAUAACUCAACAUACUGCUAAAAACUGAACAACACUAACUGACCUUGCAUAACCCAACCAGUCACGACUUGCCCUCACAAAGCCUCUCACUGUCUCACAAUCAACCACUUUCAUACACAAACGAUCACGCUAAACAAUCCAUUUCUGUCACAUUUACCAAAAACGCAUGGCACUACCUACUUGAACAGCUCCGUUGAAUCUAAUGUACAACUUCAAGCAUAAAGAGAGGCUGAAAUAAAAAGGGAAAAAUAUUCAGCCUACAUGUUUUAAGGACAUGUCUACAUUCUAUUUAACUUCUCUUACUCUUAUUUUAAAAAUUCAAAGUUCUUUAAAUAUUUUUUCUUACACAAUUUAAAAAUAGUAUUAUACAUAAUUUUUUAUAUUAAAAGGAUCAUUUUUUUUCCCCAACCACCCAGGAUUGGAUAUGUCCACCAUGCAGAGGCAUUUGCAAUUGCAGUUUUUGUCGUAAAAAGAAAGGCAGAGCUUCUACUGGAAUCCUUAUUCAUGUUGCAAGGGAGAAUGGAUAUAGUGAUGUUAAUUCUUACCUCAACGGGUGUGCACAUUAAUGAAUUUGCCUAUCUUUUAGAUUAUUUAAAAUGGCAAAGAAAUUGGCAUAAAAUAUUUUAUGUUUUAUUUAGUAUUAAGCAUUUUUUUCAUUUGCCCAUUCCUGUAGUUUCCAUUUUAAUCACACCAAUAUUUUUUUUCUAGGUUACAAUAGUUUUCUAAUCUUUCCUAGGCGCAUCAGUAUUUAUUAUUUCUGUUUAAGAUUUUCAUGUUAAUGGACUCUAGAAGCAAUAAUUAUUAUUACCUUGAGUUAAAUAUGUGUUUAAAUAAUUGUAAUAUAACUUAAAAUUUAUUACGUUUUAUUUAUUUAUUUUUUUCCUUUUAACUAUUGAAUUUCAGGUUGAAGAAAGAAAGUUAACACCAACCCAAAGCACUAGAGAGUUUAUGUAUUUACAGUAUUCUGGGUUGGCAACAAUUGUUUGCUAUGCUGAGAGUGAUUUUGCUUUUGCAUUGUUUAUUAUGUAAAAUAUUUGUAUUUUUAGAAAUGCUGUUCUAUUUCAUUCUUCCAUUUCAUCUUAACAUUAUCUAUCUACAUUUAAAGAUUAUACACCUCACUGUCUGGUUUUAAGAUGUAUAGUUCAUCUCCAAAAUGUGUUGUUAUACAUAGCAAGUGUUGAAUUAAACUUUUAUUUUUAUGCCAAGUAAAU